AUGAUACGAUUUGUAACAUUUUUCAUUUUCACUAGUUUUUUAUUAUUGUUUUCCUUUGUGAAUUCUAGAGGAAUAUCAACACAUUAUUCAACUGAUGUAAGUUUUUAAACUUCAAAAACAAGGAAGAAGAUAUUGAAUUGCAAUUCAUAAAAUCCUGAAAAAUUUUCAACAGGGAACAUUUUGUGUUGCUGAACACACUUUUUUUUUGCAAAAAUUUAAGUUCCAAUUUCGUUUUCAUUUCUAUCGAUAAUCCAUUUUUCAUAGUUUAAUAACCAAAACCAAAACCAGACAAAUCCGAUUUUUCAAAAAUAUUAAACUCAUUUUUGAAAAAAAAGCAGAAAAAAGUUUGACACGAAAUCAGGUUAUUUUGAGCUGAGGUGAGCUCUCUUCAAAAAUCGGACAUAUCUAUAUCCUGCCAAAAAACAAAGUUUCAAGUGCUUUUCACAUUGUUUACACAACAUAUACACGGUCAUUCAUUCACAGCAAAAAAGAAAAACAACAAAUUCUAUCUUUUUUGUUUUGUUCCAUCAGGGAAACUUUACUUUUUAAAUGUUUUCGAAUCACUUAUGUUAGGAAUUUCAUGAAAAUUUUAAAAUAGUCGAAUAUCAAAAUUCUGAAAAUUUUAGUUUUACUGUAAUUCUCAGACCUACUUUUCCUUUCUUUUCAAACCAUCAUAAAUUUCAUAAGUCAUUUUCAAAAAAGUUUUUAAUCCAAAUUUUUUCCAGAAAUGCUCAUAUUCCUUGCCAAAUUAUUCCAUAAACUGGAGUUUCGAUGAAUUGAGCAAUGAUGUUGUUUUCAAACUUGUCGCCAAAUCAAAUUUCUCCAAUUUUUACACUUCGAUUGGAUUUGGGAAUUCAGGAAGUCAAGCGGUGAAUUUUUGAAAAUAAUUUGAAUUUUUUGGAAAAAAGACUAACUCCAUAAUAUUUGCAGACAGAUGUGAUUGCAGUUUAUGUAAGAUCUGGACAAAUCGGAUUAAUUGAUGGAAAAAAUGUAGAUGAAGAAAUUGAAUCGGAUGAAAGAACUAAUGUUCAAGCAUUACAAUUUGAUUAUCAAAAUAAUACUUUGACUGCGCAAUGUGAGUUGCUGUAGAAAUACUUUGAGACUGGAAUUUUUACGCAAAAAAAACACUAAAUGGGUUCUUUUAAAUUUUUCAUAAAAUUCUAGAAAAGGGUUUUAGAAAAAAGGGUUCAAAGUAAGAUUCAUUAUUUUGAGCCAAAAUAUGGGUUACUGUAGAAAUAACUUCUUUGGAAAUGUGUGAAAAUUAAAUAUUAAUUUAAAGGGUUGGUGCUUUCCUGGUGGAAAAAUCGUCUGCAAAAAGGCGUCACAGUGUUGUUUUCAAAGUUGUGUGCAAACACACACACAAAAAUUCAAAAACAAGUUGUGCGCUAGAGCGCAUUUACAUGCUUUAUUUCGUAGGUUUUAACUCGCUUGUGUUUUUGAGGAAAAACAUGGGCUGAAUUGAUACUAGAAUUUUUUCUAAAACUGGAACCUUCCAGAAGCACCUUAUUUCUAUCUAAACCAAUCAAGAUUCCCUGGCGGAGCACCAACCCUUUAAUGUUAAUUUUAAUUUUGAGGAAAGUUGGAAACAGUAGAAAAAUACUAACCUUAAAAUUACAGUACUCCAAUUUUAAUUUUUCUUUGAUCUAUGAGUUGAGAAAUCUUUGCGUUUCUGAAGUUAUUUGAAAUUUAUUUUUUGCAGUUGCUCGACCACUUGAAUCAAUCGAUAGUUCGGAUGCUGAUCUCACGGAUUGUGCCGUAAUUCCUAAUUUUCCAACCUUCCCACAAUAUUUUCUUUUUUUCAGACCUUCUAUUUCCCUGCUGAAAAUGCCGAAAUUAUAUCCGGAUCCUCACUUUCAUUCCCAUUUACCUCGAAAACUUUGAGAGUUUGUGAUAUUUCAUUGAAUUGUGCUGUCAAAUCACAUACCGGUAUUAAUUUUAAUCAUCAAAUUAAAAUCCUCAAAAUUUUUUUCAGAAGUUGUGAAACGUGCUGAAGAAGAAGUUUGUGAAAGUGGCGGAGAAUCAGAAAAAAAUCGAGUUGAAUGGAAAAUCGAAGGAGAAAAUGUGAGAUUUACUGUGAAUCAGAACACAAAAAAAGGAAGAUGGUAUACAGCAAUUGGAGUUGGAAAAAGUAUGGAAGAUUUGAAUAUGAUUGUUAUUUUUGCUGAAAAUGGAAAUUGGAAAAAACAAGGAUUAUAUAGAACUGAAGGAUAUCAAUUACCACAAUCAUAUGAACAAAAUAAUAUUGAAUUGAGUGAAGAAAAUGUGAAAAAUGUAAAUGGAAAAUUGAGUUAUGAUAUUUUGAUCAACAAAGAAUUUUUGACUUCGAGAACUGAUGAAAAUGGAUGUAUUCCAUUGCAAAUUGCAGUUGUUGCCGGACAAUAUACACCAAAAUUCGAAAUUAGAAAACAUCAAUCAACUCCUCAAUCAUUUUCAGUUUGUAAUUUGGAAGGUUGUGGGGUGAAAAAAGAAGAGACGGUUAAAACAAAUGAUGAAGAGAAUACGACAACAAAAGAAAUUCCAAUUGCAAUUUCCACGACAACACCAGCUUCAAUUGAAAUUCCAUCAACACCAAAAAUCGUUGAAGAUUUAGAAGAUGCACCAAAAGAAAGCGAAGUAAAAACAACGAAAACACCAAUUCUUGAAGAAGUUGAAGCAUCUGGAAAUGAACCAACAACACCAAUCAAACCAAUUGAAGACAAUGAAUCAAGCGGGGAAUUAUUGGCAACUUCGACAACUCAGAAAAAUAUUGAAAAUAUUGGAUCACAAUUAGAAGAAAAACCAUUGACAGAAGAUAAUAAUAAUGAUGCACCACAACAACAACAACAGGAAACAUCUACAACUACAUUAACACCAAAAGGUUUGAUAUUUUUGAAAUUUAUACAAAAACAGUUGAUGGGAUAAGUUGGGAUUAAGCAAGAUACCAUUUUUAUAAUUGAAAAAAUUAGAUUUAUGUAUGAAAAUGGUAGCACAAAAAUUUUCUUGAACCAAUUUUUGCAAACAGAUUGUCAUUAACUUUAUGAGAAUAAAUAGAUUGCCUUGAGUACUGUAGUUUUUUCAGUUCUUCCAAUCAUUGAUUCUUCAACAACAACCAAAGAAGCAAAUAUUCCUCAAACUUCUUCUUCUUCUGGAUGUGGAGCCGAUCAUGAAGAUCUCAAAGUUUGUGAAUCAUAUUUCAGCGAAUAUCUUGGGAAAGUAACAUCUUGGUCAGAAAGACAUAAUAUGAAAGUUGCAUCGCAUAUGUGGAAAGUAAGUUUUGAAAAAAUAUAAAACAUUUUGAGGGGCAGAGUCAGAGAAUAACAUUUUUAACAUCUUUCCAAAAAGCCUAAAACUUUCAGAAAAAAACUUGUCAUCGGAAAGUUUAUGGAUUAAUUUCAAAGUACCUAAUCGAAUAUUUUCUAAGCUUUUCAAGAAAAAAAAUCAUAACUUUUGAGAUUCCCCAAUAACUCCCUUAAUAAGCUGAGCAUUUUUCAGGCUUGUACACUUCUUUCACAAGUUCAACACGUCACAACAAUGUGUUGCACACUUUUCCGUCAAACUUGUGCCACACAUCUCAAUUUAUAA
Messenger RNA from Caenorhabditis angaria, 3561 nucleotides. The record is from the annotation of a GenBank genome assembly. NCBI's taxonomy places the organism in Eukaryota, Metazoa, Nematoda, Chromadorea, Rhabditida, Rhabditidae.